GCAGUCGCGACGGUCGAAUCAGUACAAGUCGUAGUCUUUAAGGUUGUUGUUGUUAUUAGUUAAGUUAAAGUAACCAUGUUCGCGUCUUGCAAUACCGCUGCGGCAACUAUAGUUUUAAGUGUUUAUUUAUUUGUACCGGAAGCAACGUCUCUAUCGUGCUACGAAUGCACAGAAUCGGACGGGCAGCAUUGUAAAGAUCCAUUCGAGGCAUCUCGGGUGACAGUCACCGACUGCGACAGGUCCAUAUACACGGUGGACCAAAUGCGGAUGACGACCAAGCAUUUCGCAUGCCUUUUACUCGUCGAAAGCGACAUAACCUCGAAUUUGAAAACGUUUACAAGACGAUGCAGCAUCAGCAACUCGAACGACACGUGCGCCAACAUCGAGGCAAAAAACAAAAUGGCGGGCAACGUGGCGACCACGUGUUUCCAGUGCGAGCGGGACCUGUGCAACUCGUCGGGGGGUUUCGGACCCAGUGCGCUCCACCUUGCCGCUUUCCUUCUGUUUAUUUAUUGUUAUUUUUAACCAUUUUCGUGACUAUUUUGAUAAAUUAUUUAUUAAUAAAGUAUUCUAAAAGUUGAUCCGAUGCCCU
Messenger RNA from Cylas formicarius (sweet potato weevil), 592 nucleotides. RefSeq lists its product as uncharacterized. Bases 76 to 525 code for a protein of 149 amino acids. Gene Ontology annotation, biological process: sleep; positive regulation of voltage-gated potassium channel activity; regulation of synaptic transmission, cholinergic. NCBI's taxonomy places the organism in Eukaryota, Metazoa, Arthropoda, Insecta, Coleoptera, Brentidae. The record is from RefSeq and is a predicted model, not a curated record. The transcript is spliced from 3 exons.